GUCCUGCGCGCAAAGGCGCGGCGCUGUGCCCCCUCACAACAGCACGAGGCGAACGGCGCGCGUGAGUGAAGGGGCGCCAACGCACAGGCCCCGCAGCCUCCCAGAGCCGGGAGAAGGCCGGGCGGGCGGCGCUCAGUUUCCAUGGCAACUGGUUGGAAGCAGAACGCGCCCGCCUACUCUCGACCCCCGUCUUCGCCGUCGCGCCUGCCGCCGCCAUGUUGAUGCUAGGCCGCGGGCUGGACGCCAGGGACAAUCAAACUAGACAAAUGCGGGAUGCUGUGUCAAAUGUGGAAAAACAUUUUGGAGAACUAUGCCAAAUAUUUGCAGCAUAUGUACGAAAAACAGCCAGACUGCGAGACAAAGCAGAUCUUCUAGUGAAUGAGAUACAUGCUUAUGCAGCAACAGAAACACCAAAUUUAAAGCUUGGAUUAAAAAAUUUUGCAACUGAAUUUUCCAAACUUCAAGAUUAUCGCCAGGCUGAGGUGGAAAGACUGGAAGCCAAAGUGGUUGAACCCCUGAAAUGUUAUGGGACCAUUGUAAAACUUAAGAGAGAGGAUCUCAAAGCCACUUUAACAGCAAAGAAUCGAGAAGCAAAACAGUUAUCUCAGCUGGAAAGGACCCGUCAACGUAAUCCAUCAGAUCGGCACAUUAUUUCACAGGCUGAAAGUGAAUUACAAAGAGCUUCACUGGAUGCUACUAGAACAAGUCGACAGCUGGAGGAAACUAUUGACAACUUUGAAAAACAAAAAAUAAAAGACAUAAAGAACAUAUUUUCAGAAUUUAUAGGAAUUGAGAUGUUAUUCCAUGGGAAAGCCUUAGAGAUUUACACAGCAGCCUAUCAAGCUAUACAAAAUAUUGAUGAGAAUGAAGAUUUAGAGGUUUUUCGGAGUUCUCUCUAUCCUCCAGAACAUCAGUCUCGUCUGGACAUAGUACGUGCAAAUUCAAAGUCUCCUCUCCAGAGAACAGGUUCAUCAAAAAAUUGCCCUGGAAUAGUUCAGAUUUCCAGGGAUCAGUUAAAAAAAGAAGACGAGGAAGAGGAAGAUGAUGAGGAAGAGGAGGAAGAGGAGGACUUAGAAGCCACAAAGGAUGAGAGAUAGCUUUGGAGACUAAAAGACCUUUUUUCAAAUUUGUUGAUGCUUGAUAUUAAGACUAUUAAAAUUAUCAUAAAAAUAAGAAACCUGUUUAACUUUGGGGUUUAAUAUAAUCUCCUCUAAACAAGCAGAAUGGGACAAGUUCUCUAGUUGUCUCAAUUGUACAAGACCAUGGACUCUAAUAACAAGCUACAUCUUCACUUAUAUAUCAUGGAAGCUGUUUUUACAGCUGGUGAAAAUAUUCGUGCACAACAUUCUGUAACAGUGUUUCUCAACCUUUCAUAUCAUGCAUCCUAGAAGUAACUAUCAAAGA
Molecule: messenger RNA, 1404 nt
Organism: Eublepharis macularius
Lineage: Eukaryota; Metazoa; Chordata; Lepidosauria; Squamata; Eublepharidae
Gene: CIBAR1
Product: CBY1 interacting BAR domain containing 1
Exons: 9
Coding region: 216-1097 (293 amino acids)
Biological process (GO): cilium assembly
Cellular component (GO): ciliary transition zone; ciliary basal body
Source: RefSeq, a predicted model, not a curated record